ACCAACAGAUUUAUCAUGGUAUUGGUAACUAGAUGGCUGGUUUUAGCAUGUACCUUAUAAAUUGCAGCAACUAUGGAGCUUAUGUCAUGGUCUCCUUCCUCUUGGAUUGAGACUAUCUUGCCAUUUGUACCCAAAGUUUGGGAAUGGAGUUGAUCCCCAACAGCAAUUACCCUCAUAGGAACGUCAUCAAGAAAAUCACUCUCACCAUCAAUACCAUGCAGUGGAGCCAGGAGCCUGCAGCAUGUUCAUCAUCAAAACAACUUUCCAGUGCUUCACAGGGUAUUUUGGCUUAUCCUCCUUGCUGAUGCUGUUGGAAUUCCAUUCCCUAUAAUUUACUAAUAAGCCAUACCCUCGAGUGUCUUGUAUCUAUAAUUAAGGCUUAGUCCUGUGUCGAUUUCAAACAUUGAAAUCCAAGAGGAAGUACAAAUUUGGAUCAAACAAUUCGUGAUUUGAUUUGGUUCAGCAAGCCAAGCAGGUUGGCGUUAUUUUUACCAUCAAAAUUUUUUAAACGUCACCUCAUUUUGCCACAGCUUCUACACCUUUGGUUGCUGAAUAAUUGGAAGAGGGGGAU
Messenger RNA from Rubroshorea leprosula, 571 nucleotides. The record is from the annotation of a GenBank genome assembly. Lineage: Eukaryota; Viridiplantae; Streptophyta; Magnoliopsida; Malvales; Dipterocarpaceae.